AUGGCUACAGGAGUCACUAAAGUACCCAUUCCCCGCCGGGGGGUCGAUUAUCGCGGCAAGGUCGUUCUCGCGCCCAUGGUGCGAUCGGGCGAGCUGCCUUCGCGCUUGCUUGCCCUCAAGUACGGCGCGGAUUUGGUCUGGGGUCCCGAAACGGUAGAUCGAUCCAUGAUCGGAACGACGCGCAGAGUGAACGAUUCCGCCGGAACGAUCGAAUGGACACGGCCGCCGUCGCACGGCCAGAAAGAGAAGCCCGAGGAUGCAAGAGAGAGCGUCAUCUACAAAAUGCACCCUGCGCGGGAGGGCGAAAAAUUGAUCUUUCAGAUGGGCACGUGCGAUCCCGACCGCGCCGUCGCCUGCGCGAGACUUGUCGCCGCAGACGUCCGCGGUAUUGAUGUGAAUGCUGGGUGCCCGAAGCCUUUCAGCACGACCGGAGGUAUGGGUGCAGCCUUACUACGAACGCCGGAUAAACUUUGCGCGAUCCUCGAGGCGCUUGUCCAGAACAUUACCCCCGAAUUCGAAAUCGGCAUAAGCGUUAAGAUACGGAUUCUUGAGACAGCCGCGGAAACGGAGGCGCUUGUGAGGCGGCUCUGCGCGACGGGUAUUACGGGUCUCACGGUUCAUUGCCGAACGACGCCGAUGAGACCCCGUGAAAAGGCGAUUCGAGACCAGCUGCGCAUGAUUGCGGAUGUUUGUCGUGAGGCUGGAGUCGCGUGCUUGAUGAACGGAGACGUUGAGACGCGGGAUGAGGGCCUCAGACUUGCGGCAGAGUACGGAGCCGACGGCGCCAUGAUUGCGGUCGCCGCCGAGAAGAACUCGAGCUGUUUUCGCAGUGAAGAAGAUGGCGGUCUUGCACCGUGGCGAGAUGUGGUUGCAGACUAUGUCAAGAUAUCCAUGGAGGUCGAGAACAAGUUUGGCAACACUAAAUUUGUUCUUGCAAACAUGGUUCCGGGCAAGCAGAUGGUCCAUGGCCCCAUAACACAGUGCAAGUCGUACACAGAUGUGUGCGAACGCCUGGAGCUUGAUCAUCUUCUCGAGAAAGCCAGGGCUGCUGACAUGGCUGUCGGGUUGGGAGAGUUUGCUACUGCAGCAAAGAAAAAGGAUAAGAAAGCGAACGUGGCGGCCCUCGCUGCGGGCGGCAAUAUGGCUCAGGCGAGGAAGGUCAAGAAGGACGAGAACAAGAGUGCUGGAAAGCCUUCUCACCCAGCAGAAACUGCCCGGCCACCGGAAGCCUGCCAGUCAGCAGUUGCGGCUUCGUCGGCGUAG
This is a messenger RNA of Scedosporium apiospermum, 1263 nucleotides long. RefSeq lists its product as uncharacterized. The coding region runs from base 1 to 1263 and encodes 420 amino acids. Gene Ontology annotation, biological process: tRNA dihydrouridine synthesis. Lineage: Eukaryota; Fungi; Ascomycota; Sordariomycetes; Microascales; Microascaceae. Gene Ontology annotation, molecular function: flavin adenine dinucleotide binding; tRNA dihydrouridine synthase activity. Gene Ontology annotation, cellular component: cytoplasm. The record is from RefSeq and is a predicted model, not a curated record. The transcript is spliced from 2 exons.